Molecule: messenger RNA, 5189 nt
Organism: Haliaeetus leucocephalus (bald eagle)
Lineage: Eukaryota; Metazoa; Chordata; Aves; Accipitriformes; Accipitridae
Gene: IBTK
Product: inhibitor of Bruton agammaglobulinemia tyrosine kinase
Exons: 29
Coding region: 492-4571 (1359 amino acids)
Biological process (GO): negative regulation of protein phosphorylation
Cellular component (GO): nucleoplasm; cytoplasm
Molecular function (GO): protein kinase binding; protein tyrosine kinase inhibitor activity
Source: RefSeq, a predicted model, not a curated record
GCCGCUGGCACCGGCCGUCGCCGCCUGAGGUGUCGCGGUAGCCGCAGCGGCCUGGCCCUGCCCCUGCCCCGGUGUCACUGAGGAUGAGCUCCCGCGCUGCCCAGCGCCCGUCCCGCCCUGCCCGCCUGAGUCCAUUCAUCUAGCGACUGGUCUCCCUUGCAAUUAUGGAGUUUUAGAAGAAUAAGGUAGUGUGGAGGGGGAAUCCCCCUCUGCACACUUGAGGUAGUUCACUUUUGGAAUUUUCUAUGGACAAGAAUAUUUGUUAUAUAAGAUGGUGAAAUAAGACUUCUAAAAAUAUAUAUUUAUAAAUAUUUAUUUGGAUCAAGUGCCAAACAGCAGUACAAAGAUUUCUAAUGGCAGCUCAAUAAAACUGGAUUUACAUCGUUGGAAUUACAAAUUUUUUAAGGCACUGUGUUGUGUACUGAAUUGGAGUGCCUUGAUACACUUAAGGGUUGUUCCCCUUAAGGAGAGGAGCAGCUUUAGAAGUGAAGAUGAGUUCUCUCAUGCCAGACUGCACUUCGAAGUGUCGAUCUCUACAGCAUGCUUUGGAUGUUAUUUCUGUAGUAACCAGAGGAAGUGAAGGCCAGAUCAAGGCCUUUCUCUCUUCUUACUGCUACAAUGCUGCAACUAUAAAGGAUGCCUUUGGUAGAAAUGUUAUACAUCUUGCUUCGUCUUGUGGCAAAAAAGGCGUGCUAGACUGGUUGGCUGAGACCAAAGGAGUAGAUCUCUUGGCAAAAGACAAAGAAUCUGGGUGGACAGCUUUGCACAGAAGUAUAUUUUAUGGAUACAUUGAUUGUGUUUUGUCAUUACUGAAGCAUGGUGUUAGUCUGUACAUUCAAGAUAAAGAAGGCUUAUCAGCCCUGGAUCUUGUGAUGAAAGAUAGGCCAGUCCACGUGGUGUUCAAGAAAACUGAUCCCACAGAAGUCUACACCUGGGGAAACAAUAUAAAUUUUACUUUGGGUCAUGGUGGUCAACAGGGUAAACAUCAUCCUGAAUUGGUGGACCUUUUUCCUCGGAAUGGCGUGUAUAUCAAACAGGUGGUACUCUGCAAAUUCCACUCUGUGUUCCUUUCCCACAAAGGUCAAGUUUAUACGUGUGGGCAUGGACAAGGAGGACGCUUGGGUCAUGGUGAUGAACAAACAUGCCUGGUUCCAAGACUUGUGGAAGGCUUAGCUAGCCAUCAGUGCUCCCAGAUAGCUGCAGCUAAGGAUCAUACUGUUGUUCUAACAGAAGAUGGAUAUGUUUACACAUUUGGUUUAAAUACUUUCCAUCAGUUGGGUAUUCUUCCUCCUCUUCCUAACUGCAGUGUUCCUAGACAGGUUCAGGCAAAAAACCUGAAAGGUAGAAUGGUGAUUGGAGUGGCUGCAGGCAGAUUCCAUACAGUGCUAUGGACUAAGGAAGCAGUGUAUACCAUGGGGCUGAAUGGCGGCCAACUAGGUUAUCUGCUGGAUCCUAAUGGAGAAAAAUGUGUAACUGCACCUCGCCAAGUUUCUGCUCUACACCACAAAGAUAUCUCUGUGUCCUUGGUCUCUGCAAGUGAUGGCGCUACAGUAUGCGUUACUGAAAGAGGAGAUAUUUAUUUACUUGCAGACUAUCAGUGCAAAAAGAUGGCUUCCAAACAGCUGAACCUUAAAAAAGUUCUUGUUAAUGGGGGAUAUUUGGAAUAUAAGGUAGAUACCCAGCAUCUUAAAGAAAAUGGUGGUCAGAAGAUUUGCAUUCUAGCGCUGGAUGAAGCUGGAAGAGUGUUUUGCUGGAAGUCAUCUAACAACUCCAUGAAGCAGUGUCGUUGGGUGUAUGGCCGGCAAGUCUUCAUGUCUGAUGUUGCUUUAAAUGGGAACGAAAUAAUGUUUGUCACACAGGAUGGUGAAGCCUUUACAGGGAAGUGGCUGGAAGAAGGGAAAAAAAUCUCAGAAAAGAAAGCAGAACUUGUAUCAAACCUUCAGAAUUCUUCAUGUGAUGUGUCUUGUGAACAUGAUACAAACAGUGUGUAUGAAAGAAUUCGACUUCAGAAGCUUACUUUUGUCCACCGAGCUGUUAGUAUUGCCACUGAUCCUAAUGGUUGCAAUUUUGCUGUUUUACAGUCAGAUCCUAAAACAAGUCUCUAUGAAAUUCCAAGUGUGUCAUUAUCAAGUUUUGGAGAGGACUUUGGCAAACUGUUAGAUGAAACAGAUGAAAUGGACAGCAUCCAUGAUGUGACUUUUCAGAUUGGCACAAGAACUUACCCCGUGCACAAAUACAUCUUGGCUGUACGCUCUGACUUCUUCAAGAAGCUGUUUGUUUCCAGUGACAACCAGCUAGACGCUCCAGACAUCUACCGUAAAGACGAAGAUGCUGUUGGAUGUGAUCUUUAUGUAAUAGAGAAAGUUCAUCCAGAUCUGUUCACAUACCUUCUGCAGUUCAUAUACACUGAUACUUGUGAUCUUUUGACUCAUGGUCAUAAACCAAAAAUCCUGCAUAAAGGAAAAUCAGAAGAAUAUCAAGAUACUUUAAUUUCUAACCUGAGCAAAAUGAGUUUUGAUGAAAAUGUUAAUGGAAAGUCUGCAUAUGAGAUUUAUAGAAAUAAUCACGUGCAAGUUAUAAAUGAAAAACAGAAGAGCAAAUCUAAAAAAGGCAAAGUUGCUGGUGAAGAAGCUAACCUCAUAACAAUGUUGCAGAGUGCUGCAAAGAAGUUUGGACUCAGCAAUUUAAGUGGAAGGUUGGAUGGAGUCAGGUUAGAAAAUGGAAAAAUUAAUGUUGUCAACAAGAAGAAUGGGAACAAACCAAAGUUAAAUCAGAAGAAAUGUUCGUACCUCUGCGAUGUGACCCUGAAAUCUUUAGAUGGAAAGGAAUUCCCGUGUCAUAAGUGUGUACUUUGUGCAAGACUUGAUUAUUUUCACAGCAUGUUAAGCAGCUCAUGGAUUGAGGCUUCUUGUUGUUCAGCUCUGGAAAUGCCAAUCCAUUCUGACAUACUACAGAUAAUUGUAGAUUACCUGUAUACAGAUGAAGCUCUUGCGAUAAAAGAUUCUCAAAAUGUGGAAUUCAUAUGUAAUGUUCUUGUGGUAGCAGACCAACUUCUUAUAUCCAGACUCAAAGAAAUCUGUGAAGUAGCCAUUGCAGAAAAACUUACUUUAAAGAAUGCUGCCGAGCUGUUGGAGUUCUCAGCAAUGUAUAAUGCUGAACAGUUAAAACUGUCCUGCUUGCAGUUCAUAGGACUCAACAUGGCAGCUUUGCUUGAAGCAAGGACUCUGGAUGUCUUAAGUGAUGAAGUUGUAAAGGAUCUUUCUGUUUAUUACAGGAAAAUGAUUCCAGCCAUGGUCAGAAGAGUAAUUACACCAUAUCCAGAUGGACCUGACAUAAGUUCUUUUGAGCCUGAAGACGGAGAGAACUUUGUCUUUUUAAGGGAAGAAAUGAAUACAGAACAAAAUUCUCAGGAAGCCCUUUUCAAAAGAGCAAAAACUAAGGCAAAAAAGAAGCCACGAAAACGGUCUGACAGCUCUGGAGGAUAUAAUCUAUCAGAUAUUAUUCAGAGUCCAGCCUCUACAGGCUCAGUAAAACUGCAUAAAACUAACUCUGUAGAAUCACUUCCAGAACUCUUAACAUCUGACUCUGAAGGUAGUUACGCAGGAGUGGGUAGCCCCAGAGACUUGCAGUCCCCUGACUUCACAAAAGGAUUUCAUCCAGAGAGGACUGAGAUGAAGGACAAAGCAUGCAGUCAGGGUAUGAAACCCUCUCAACCUAACAAGGAGAUGAUGAAGUCAUACAAGGGAUCAUCAGCAUUGACACAGUCUGUUCCACAGUCCAUUCCCAGUGCCAAAAACAACUCUGCAAGCUCUCCCAAUUGGGUAGCAACCAGUUUCAGCCCUGCCAGCCCUCCUGCUAUGGAUCUAAGAACCAUCAUGGAAAUUGAAGAAAGUAUGCAGAAAUGUGGAACCAUGCCAAAGGCAAAUUCAGGCAGAAUGGUGUCUCAUGGAAUCAAGCUUUCACAGAAGCAAAGAAAAAUGAUUGCCCUGGCAGCAAAAGAUAAUGGAUCAGUAACUAGCAGCACGGAGCCUGCUACACUAAUAACCACACCGCCUCCACCUACAAAAGUUGCAAAACUAGGGAAUGCAUGGUCAUCUUCAUUACAUUCUGCUUUGCCAAAGUCAUUCCGUGAUCUUGUAAUGGAAGAAGAAAAAUGUAUGAGUGCAAGUAAUUCACCUGGUACUGGUAUCAAAAGAGCUGGAUAUAAAGGAACUGAGGAUUCAUCAGUCCAAAACACCAUAAGGUGCACCACUAGAAGCAGCCCAGGUCUGGAAGACCAUGUUCUGGAUUCCUCACAGCUGGAGAGUCAUAAUCCUUGGUCAGUAGGAUCACCAACUAGCUCUCCAGUGAUAGCACCUGUCAUGUUUUCAGCUAUUGUAGAGGAAGAGCUCCAGCAAGAAGCUGCUCUUAUUAGGAGCAGAGAAAAACCUUUGGCUUUGAUCCAGAUCGAGGAGUGUGCUAUUCAAGAUUUAUUAAUCCACUAUGAAGCUUUUGACAACCCUGAUGAAUUUGUGACUGUUGAAAGGGCUCCACAGGGACCUAUAGCAGCACCUAUGUGGAACAAGCACUAAUUCAUACUGUUCACAGUCCAUGUUGUAUGUGCACUUCAGAAGUUCUAAUUCUUGAUACAAGUAAAACGGGACUGGAAGAACAGGAAUCGUGUAACUUUUAACAUCAGCAUUAAAAGCCUGCACAUAAUCACUAGGUAUUUGUUAGAAAGAAUGGAAAUACUGUGUUCACUGUGUCAUUUACCCACAGUAUAUAUUGUCUGUAUGUUUUGAGAGAAUUUCUUUAACAAGACAUGUUAUUAGUAAUGUUACAUGAAGCUGUAGAUUGGAAGUGCAUUUGCUAAUCUUAAUUUGCGAGGGUUUUUUCCUUAAAUUCACAGGUGGCUGAAAAGCGAGUGCUUAUUUUGUGAUUUAAUGUGGAAUUGAAUGUGCAGAAUUAUGCAUCUUUAAAGUUGGGGGGGGGGUAUGUUCUUCAGAGCUUUUUGGCAGAUUGGGAAUAUUGGAAAAAGUUUGUGCUUGAACUUCAUGUAAAAGUACAGUUUGAUAAUGCAGUUUUCCUUAAGUUAUGUGUGCAAGUGCUGGUUCUCUGAUUGUUACAGCCAGUACUUCUUAUUGUCAUGUUCCACGAUGAACCUCUACGCUGUACCUAAGUGCCCUGCCAUUGCCUGCUCUCAGUUCAGU